This is a messenger RNA of Drosophila obscura, 1288 nucleotides long. RefSeq names its product akirin. The transcript has 4 exons. Gene Ontology annotation, cellular component: chromatin; nucleus. The record is from RefSeq and is a predicted model, not a curated record. Lineage: Eukaryota; Metazoa; Arthropoda; Insecta; Diptera; Drosophilidae. Gene Ontology annotation, biological process: positive regulation of innate immune response; positive regulation of transcription by RNA polymerase II. Gene Ontology annotation, molecular function: transcription coregulator activity. Bases 446 to 1048 code for a protein of 200 amino acids.
UUCUCCAGCUCUAUUCGUCACGUAUCGUCGUCCAUUUUUGUUAAAAAUCUGACGGAAAAAUUUAAAAAUUAAGGGAACCUUAACAAUAAACCAAACAAUUAACGACAGUGCAUUUCAGUGGCCUUUGAAAUACUGCUCAAAUAACUAGCAAGCAAUAUUAUAACUAUAUAUCACUUAUACGACUUAACUGCAAUCUGAAUCAUUUGUGCGUGCGUAUGUGCCAGCGGAGGAGUAGUAGUAAAAUACAAUAAAAAAGUAAAUAAAGCGCGUGUGAAGUGGUGCAGAAACUCGACGGAAAUAUAUACAUAGUGCAACGCCGAAAAGCCAACAAAGGAAGAACACGACGCUUUCAACAGCAGCUGUGCAACAACUGUGGCAAUAAUCAGAAACAAAUUUACCCAGCUACAAAUUUACCAACUUUUCACCGAGAACCUUAACAAUAGCGAUGGCCUGUGCAACACUGAAACGCACCUCAGACUGGGAGUCGUUGAACCAGCGUCCCCCCAAGCGUAGGCGUUGCAAUCCCUUCGGCCAGUCGGGCAGCAGCUCCCCGUCGCGGAUGGACCGUGAUGGACCCACCAUUUCUUCGGGGAUAACGCACACGCCCAGCAAUCGCUAUGCCAAAGACAGCACCGAGCCGAGCCCAUUCUCGGAGGCCGCUCUGGCCAAGAUGUCGCCUGACAAAAUGGCCGAGAACUUGUGCAAUGAAAUCAAAAGACUGCACAAGCGCAAGCAAUUGCCGAUCACAGCGGCCGCCAUUGAGCGCAUGCAGGACUCCGAGUCGAGCGGCUCUGAAAUGGGACCGGAGAGCCCGCGCCGCCCGGACAGCCCACCGAACCUGAUGCGCCACGGCGAGAAGGCGCUGUUCACAUUCAAACAGGUGCAGCUCAUAUGCGAGAGCAUGAUCAAGGAGCGCGAGAAUCAGCUGCGCGAACGCUACGAGUCCGUGCUGACCACCAAACUGGCCGAGCAGUACGAUGCCUUUGUGAAAUUCACAUACGACCAGAUACAGCGUCGUUACGAGGCAGCGCCUAGCUACUUGUCGUAAGGCUGCGUGAGCUUUUGAGCCACACCAAAAAAAAAAAAAAGAAAGAAAUUAAUAAUUGCACUACGAUCUUAUGUGGACGGUAGAUCUACCGAGACAACAACAGCCCUCAUUUAAACUAAAGCAAGAAAUAAGGAAAACUAAACAACAACAAAACAAAAAACAACAACAACAUACAAGAAAACUACCAUACAAACAUUGUGUUUAUGAUAUAUAUUUUGAAAUAUACGCGAAGGAAGCAGA